GAGCUCGCUGCCAAAGAUCAGGGGCUGCAACAACUGCGCUCCGAUCUCGCUGCCAAGGAUCUUGAACUGAAGUCAGCACUUGAUCGGAUUGACGUGCUGGAGCGCAACCAACCAGGUGUUGGCUCGGCAGCGAGCUCUGACGGACCCAUCCCGCGAGUUUCUCUCGCAACGCUUGUCACAGCCACAAACAAUUUUGCCGCUGAUGCUCUGCUCGGCGAAGGAGCGUUUGGUCGUGUGUACGGCGCCAGUUUGCCUGGCCCUCGCGUUGCCAUCAAGAAGUUGUCUGCCGAAUCCAAGCAAGGCUCUGCCGAAUUCAAGUCGGAACUGCACUCGUUGGCGAAAUUCCGUCACCCGAAUGUUGUUGCUAUUCUGUCGUAUGCGGAAGACGGUGCCGAGCGAUGCCUGGUCUAUGAGUUCAUGCCCAAUGGCUCUGUUCGCGAUCGCUUGAAUCGCAAAAACAACACUCCUGCACUGACCUGGUCCCAGCGUCAUCGCAUUGCGGCUGAUGUUGCCCGUGGCAUGCACUACAUCCAGGGAGCCUUCUCUGACAAGCUACUGUUUCACUUCGACCUGAAUACCGACAACGUGCUGCUGGACGCGCAUUUCAAAGCGAAAGUGUCUGAUUUUGGUCUCUUCCGCGCCCAACACCUCGAUGCGAAGAGCUACAUUUGCACCCAGCUCGCGCAAGGCGCAGCUCCUUACAUGUGUCCGGAGUUCUUUGAGGAAGGCCGCAUGACCAACAAGACGGCUGUCUACGCGUUUGGCAUGAUUCUGCUGGAACUGCUGACUGCAGAAAAACCCAGCACCAAGCUGAAGUCAAAGGCGCGCAAAGCGGUGAAAAACCAAGCCAUCGCUGGCAUGCUGGACUCAACACUCAGGCCAACCGAAGCUGAACGCCAGGACAUGACUGAAAUGGGCUCUCUUGCAUUUGACUGUCUUGAUGAGGCUGCUGAUGAACGUCCGUUCUUUGGUAGCAUCCUCACUUUGUUGGAUUCUUGA
Messenger RNA from Capsaspora owczarzaki ATCC 30864, 999 nucleotides. RefSeq lists its product as hypothetical. The record is from RefSeq and is a predicted model, not a curated record. Gene Ontology annotation, molecular function: ATP binding; protein kinase activity. Lineage: Eukaryota; Filasterea; Ministeriida; Capsasporidae. Gene Ontology annotation, biological process: protein phosphorylation. The annotation marks the transcript as partial. The transcript has a single exon.